Messenger RNA from Trematosphaeria pertusa, 912 nucleotides. RefSeq lists its product as uncharacterized. The transcript has 2 exons. Lineage: Eukaryota; Fungi; Ascomycota; Dothideomycetes; Pleosporales; Trematosphaeriaceae. The record is from RefSeq and is a predicted model, not a curated record. The coding region runs from base 1 to 912 and encodes 303 amino acids.
AUGCGCGAAACAUUGAACAAAGCCCUACGAAGGGCGCGUUCCGUCUUCGAACCAUCAUACCACGCGGCCUGGCCUCUUCGUGACGGAGAUAUUGCAAAGCCCGCUUUGAAUCCACAGCGACGAUGCCCGCUCUUUGAAAAACUGAGCGCGGAGCUUCGCAUCACGAUCUACCGAGCCGUGCUCACCGACCCCCAUCGCUUCCUGCAUAUAUGCAGAAACAGAGAAUGGCCUAAGCGGAGAGCCUGGGAACGAAAGCAGCGAAAGGUCGCCCAUCUCUGGUGUAUGGACAUGGACUCGCCGUUUCCGACAUGGCAGCACGCAUGCUACGGCGAGAGAUACGAACAAAAUCCGGGGUCACUACCGCGUUUCGUCUCUCGGUGCAUAACCAAGACGGAUGACAAGCUGCUUUCGCUCCUGUUAACAUGCCGUAUCGUGUACUCAGAAGCGCUUCCCAUCUUGUAUCGAGACAACACAUUCCAUUUCAGAGGAGCGCCGGGUCUUUUGGCUUUCCAAUCCUCCAUAUCAACGGUUCAAUGGCACGCCGUCCACCAUAUCCACCUCUCUACUCUCUAUGAUCGCGCUGCCAUGUUCUAUCUCCAGGAUGAGGUAUGGCCACCAGAAAACCCUUUGAACUGGGAAGAGUGUGGCCGACUCCUUUGCGAAUUACCGAGCCUCGAGUCUUUGAAACUAGAUAUCACUGCGCAGAUUGACGCACGCAACCUAGAUUCAUUACUGAUGGCCGCUUUAAACCCACUGAAGAGCGCCAAUGCAAAGGUAUUUGAGGUGGAGCUAAAUGUAAAGCCGUCGCCCGCGGUGUGGGAUCGGUUGAGAGAGGCGAACUUUGUCACCACGUUCAGGGAAAGACCAGAAAAUGUGGAAGCGUACGGUACUGGAAUAAGCUUGUCUCUUUAA